Messenger RNA from Morus notabilis, 2062 nucleotides. RefSeq names its product heavy metal-associated isoprenylated plant protein 34. The transcript is spliced from 3 exons. The coding region runs from base 293 to 1951 and encodes 552 amino acids. Gene Ontology annotation, molecular function: metal ion binding. Lineage: Eukaryota; Viridiplantae; Streptophyta; Magnoliopsida; Rosales; Moraceae. The record is from RefSeq and is a predicted model, not a curated record.
AGCCGUCGUCUCGCCAGACAGGCUAUUCUCCAGCUGUUCACUUUGCCUUGCACACUGAGUAACCGCCUCUUCUCUCUCCCUCUUUUCUCUCUCAAAAAACAUUAUUUUCAAAAACACUAAACCCCCCAAAUAGAGAGAGAGAAAGCGAGGAGCUUUAGAACAUUAUUAAACCGGAAAAAGUGUUUAAUGCUCACCAGCCGACUUUGAAAACUCUACUUCUCACUUAAACCUCUCUCCCUCUCUCUUUCUCUGUCUUUUAUUCUUUGCUCACUGCUUCAGUCUCUCUCUAAAGAUGAGUAAACAAGAGUUUAUGAAGGUUCAGACUUGUGUUCUGAGGGUCAAUAUACACUGUGAUGGCUGUAAACAGAAAGUAAGGAAACUCUUGCAGAAAAUUGAUGGUGUGUAUAGUGUAUCUAUAGAUGCAGAACAAGGGAAAGUGGCCGUUUCUGGUUGUGUUGAUCCGGCGAAACUCAUAAAGAAGCUUGAGAAGUCCGGGAAACAUGCCGAGUUGUGGGGCCAUGUUCAAAAGGGCGGUUCGAUUCACAACCAAGUAGGCUUCAAUAACCAGUUGAAGAACAUGAGUAUUGACGGUAAAAACAAGCCUCAAAAGGGAGGGAAAGACCAGCCAAAAGGUGUGCAAGUGCAACACGUGAAAGGUGCUAAUAAGGACAUGGUGAAGGUCCAACCCCCCAAGGACCAGAAAUCCGUCAAGUUCAACCUUCCGGAAGAGGAGUUUGACAUGAGUGAUCAUGAUUUUGAUGAGUUUGGUGAUGAUUUUGACGAUGAGUUUGAUGAUGAUGAUGAUGAAUUUGAUGACGAGUAUGAUGAGGGUGAUGAGUUUGGGCAUGGUCAUGGUCAUGGUUUGCCUAACAAGGGUAUGAUGCCUAACAAGGUGAAUGUUAUGCAAGGGAAUGGAAAUGGGCCUUACGGAAAGAUGAUGCCAAUGAUGGCCCAUGGGCCAUAUGGACCCAAAGGGGGUAUUGAUAUGCAUGCCAUGAACGACAAAAAAGGUGGUGGUGGUGGUGGUGGUAAAAAAGGUGGGGUUAUUGAUUUCCCUCUAGAGGUGAAGGGAAAAGGAAAAGGAAAUAAGGAAGGAAAAGGUGGGGUUAUUGAUUUUCCUAUAGAGAUGAAGGGAAAAGGGGGUGGGAAUAAGGAUGGUAAAAAUGGGAAUGGAGGUAAAAAGGGUGGUGGGGAAGGAAAAGGGGGAGGAGUGAAUGGUAAAAAAAUGAGUGGUGGAGAGAAAAAUGGAGGGAAGAAAAAGAAGAAAGGUGGGUUGCGUGGGCUAUUUGGUUUUGGCAAGAAAAGUAGUAGCAAAGGGGGAAGUGUUUCCAAGAAGGGAAGCAACAAUAAUGGUAGUUUCAGUGGUGAUGAGAAAAAAAUUAGUAAUGGGAAAAAAAGUGAAUGGAAUCACAAGAAGCAUGAGAAUAACAAAAUGAAGAAUGAUUUUGAGAUUGACAUCACUAGUGGUCAUGGCAAAGGCGGCAAAGGAGGUGGCGGUGCUGGGAAAGUGGGCCAGAUGGGUGAUAUGGGCCGGGGCAGUGGGACUUUGGGCCAGAUGGGAAUGGGCCCAAUGGGCCAUGGUGGGAAUGGUGGUAAUGUGGGCCAGAUGGGCAUGGGCCCAAUGGGUGGUUACCCAAUGGGUCAUAUGGGUGGUGUGCCUGCAGUACAAGGCUUGCCUGCACAAGCAAUGAUGAAUAAUGGAUACUACCAAGGGAUGGGGAUGGGGCCUGGGCCGGGUCAUGUGCCUGCCAACCCAUAUAGCCAACAACAGUACAUGGCUAUGAUGAUGAACCAACAGAGGGGCAAUGGGAGUGACAUGUUCCAGCCAAUGAUGUACUCCCGGCCGCACCCCGCAGUGAAUUACGCCGCGCCGGUGCCGUCCCACCCCCCAACGGACUCGUAUACGCACUUCUUUAGCGACGAAAAUACCGAAAGUUGCAGUAUCAUGUAAAUUGCUAGGAGUAUUUUGGUUACUAAGUCAUGCUUUUGUUUGUUACCUCAUGUAUUAUUAUUGCUCUUUUUGGUGCUCUAUAAGUGCAAUAUUUGAAAGUACCAUUGCUUA